This is a messenger RNA of Phalaenopsis equestris, 1468 nucleotides long. RefSeq lists its product as uncharacterized. Bases 32 to 1222 code for a protein of 396 amino acids. The transcript has 12 exons. Gene Ontology annotation, cellular component: cytoplasm; nucleus. The record is from RefSeq and is a predicted model, not a curated record. NCBI's taxonomy places the organism in Eukaryota, Viridiplantae, Streptophyta, Magnoliopsida, Asparagales, Orchidaceae. Gene Ontology annotation, molecular function: nicotinamide-nucleotide adenylyltransferase activity; ATP hydrolysis activity.
AUAAAACCUGGAUCGAGUGCCUGCUCGAGCCAUGGAGGGGCCGGGAAAUAGAAACAUGGACAUUAGGGUUCGCGCCUUAGUAGAGGACAUCCAUUCGAGCCGCACUCAGGCCGUACUUUUCCUCGCAGGUGGAGCUUCGCAGGCAUUAGGUUGGCUUAUGUCCGUGCCUGGAGCUUCUAAUACAAUCCUCGAAGUCCUCAUCCCUUACUCCAAGGCUUCCAUGAUUCAGUUGCUCGGCAAGAUCCCUUUGCAAUAUACCAGCCAAGAAACUGUGGAGGAAAUGGCAAUUUUAGCAUACAAUCGUGCCCUAAAACUUUCUAGACCAGGUUUGGUGGUUGUAGGUGUUGGCUUUACCGGGACUUUGGCUAGUGCACGCCCAAAAUUUGGGGAUCAUAGUUGCCUUGAAUGGUUUUCCAGAUUCUACCUGUCAACACGAACUUGUGAACGGCUUUGGACGUCUUCAGUUACUUUGAUUAAGGGAAUUCGAACACGGGAAGAAGAGGACAAAAUUUCAAGCCAAUUCUUACUAAAGGCAAUUGCAGAUGCUUGCAAAGCCUCUCAAACCAUCACUACAGAUCUACAUGAAUCUGAGGUGCCUACUGAAUCUGAAGUACAAUUUGACGAGGAGCAGGAACUGCAACAAAUUAUUGAUGGGAAAGUGUGCAUGAAAAUUUAUGAUUUUGGUUCUGAUAAAAAUGCAACUUCUGAGAGGAAGAUCAUUUUAUCAGGUUCAUUUAACCCCUUACAUGAUGGACAUCUAAGACUAAUUGAUAUUGCAUCAAGUAUUUGUGAAGGCGCUCCUUACUUUGAGAUAUCUGCGAUUAAUGCCGACAAACCACCAUUGGAAGUAGUUGAAAUCAAACGACGUGUUGAACAAUUCAAGAAGACAGGGAAAGCUGUGAUAAUUUCAAACCAGCCAUACUUCUACAAGAAAGCCGAGCUUUUCCCUGGAUCUGCAUUUGUUAUAGGUGCAGACACCGCAAUAAGAUUGAUAAAUCCUAAAUAUUACGGAGAUUAUCAAAGGAUGCUGGAGAUACUCCUUGGAUGCAAAAGUUCGGGCUGUUUAUUUCUCGUUGGUGGCCGAAUGGUUGAUGGCGUUUUCAAGGCUCUUGAAGAUUUAGAUGUGCCAGAUGAACUGAAGGACAUGUUUAUAUCCAUACCACAGGAGAGAUUUCGUAUGGAUAUUUCAUCAACAGAGAUCCGGAAAAACAGGUGCCUCUGAGUAGCUCCAAAAUAUUCUAGUACUAUUUGGUGGAAUCAUCGUGGAAUUUCAGGCUGCUCUCAUUAUUUGUUUAGUCCCUAUAUAACCAUGUUUAAUGUGAAAAUUUUACGUUUAAAAUCAUUUACAGCCAUAUAUGCUAUAGAAGAAUUAUGCAAAGCGAUUUUGUUUCUUCCAUGCUGUGAUUCUAAUUCUGACCGAAUUGUUUUAUUAUUUUUAAUUCGCAUUGUAAAUCUGUAUUUUUAUUUU